AUGAUACCUUCUCUACUCGUAUUUCUUCUGUUUUCGCUGAUUGAUGCGAAACCACAACUCAUUCCAGAGUUGUUGGCAGGUGAAUACAACGCAUUCUUACAGAUUUUCAAGCCAACAAUAUUCUUUUAGGACUGCAAGAUGGAAGAUUCGGUGGUGGCGGAGGGCCGGAUAGAGGAGGCAUGGACAUCGGACACGUCAUCGGAAACAUUGCAGCCAAUAUCGGAGAGCGGAUAGGUUUGAACGAUGCGGAUGUGAUUGGGGAUUUGAGAGUGAGUGCCGAUGAAAAGGGGAAGAUGCCACGUCAUAAUUGAAGGGAAUCUCACGUGGACCUCGGCCUUCACAAUCCGAAUGGUCCGCCAAGGCGAGGCACUUCUGCAGACGGUACCCGGGGCAUCCAAAGUGCCAACGCGGACAACUUCCUCAGUUCACAGACAUUCCCACCAUCAUCAACCAGGUUCUGUUCAACGCCGGAGACCUUCUGCCGAAGGUUCCGACACUGAGCAUCCGUGAUCCGUUGUCCGGAUUGAACAGCGAACUCGUCGGCUUCAUCAAGAAUCUGCAAUCGCAGUUCGGACAGCUCAGUUCGCAGCAACGGAAUACUCUGCAGAACUCGUGCCAGUCGUUCAAAUGCGACCAACAAUCCACGCAGAAUACGCAGGCAAAGCAGGAACUUAUGGACAAGGUGGGCAUUCUAUUCUGCGAAUCUUCCUUCCCUUUCACAAUUCAUUCUUCAAUUUCAGAUGCUUGCCUUUGAUCAAACCGUCGGCGGAAAAGUGUCUCGUGACAAAAUGAAUCUUCGUUUCGAUCGCACUCAGCAAGUGAAACAGGCGAUGCUCAAGAGAGCCAAUCUCUCUCAUGUCGUCCGUCCGACAGCCCGUUUCCGUUUCAUUCCGGACCCUUUUUGCAGAUUGUUCCGGCCGACAACGGAGUCUUCGACCGAGACGUCCUCCUCACCGAACAUCAGGCCGACUUCCUGCUCAACGAGCUCGGCGAGGCGGGCGUCGGUGCAGAUGUUCCCGGGGCACGGAUGCCUCGUUCGGGCCUCUAUUUCCAAGAGAAUCCGGUUCAGAAAUGGGAUAUCUGGCAUCCGAUUCCGUACACUUUGGACGACUCAUUAGGUACUCUUUUGCAACGGAGAACCACAGAAUGGAUGGGUUGUUGAGUUCAGAAGAGUCGGAUAAGAAGGAUAUCCGGGAAGCGCUGCACGAGAUCUCAAUAAACACGUGCAUUCUGUUCAAGUACAACGCCACUCCGAAGGGUUAUCAUCUGAAUUACAUGAAAGUUGACAGUCCCACUUUGUGAGUCCAUCUUUAAAUCUUCCAAUCGGACAAUCAGUCAGAGUUUUUGCGAAUAAUUGAGAAUUUCACAAAAGAUACUUCACAGACGCACUAAUAAACAAUCCUUGCAGCUGCGGUCUUUCCUACAUCGGACGAACCGACCCAGCCAACCCAAUCUACCUGAGCUUCCAAUGCGGUGACGUCAGUUUCUUCUCUCUUCCCCGCAUGUCUUCAAAAGGUCAUCUUCUUUCCAGAAUCGUGGAGUGGCAAUGCACGAAACGAUGCACGCCCUCGGGGUCAGCCACCAGCACCUCCGUCUCGACCGGGACAAGCACAUUAAAGUGAUUCCGCGCGACCCCAUCCCGAAGCCCUUUUCUCUUUCAGAUCGACUGGUCCAACAUUGAUCCUCAGCACUACGACACUUUCGCGAUCGCCGAUGCCAAAUUGUACACUUCAUACGGAACCAAGUACGCGUACGAUAGUAUCAUGCACUACAACGCCUAUUUGGCAGCCAUCAACCCCUCCAAACCGACCAUGAUCCCUCUGGUUUGCUCUCUUUUUCCCCGAUGACUCUGUCAUUUUCCUUUAGGUGAAUCCUCAAGAGAACCUUCCGAAAUUGGGCCAAAGAGCGAAGCUAACCAGGGCGGAUAUACGACUGCUCAAGAAGAUGUAUUGCCGUCCGGGAUGCGACGAUUCGAAUGUGCAUUGCGGAACGUGGGCACUCAAUGGAUACUGCAAACAUAAGGAUCAUAAUGUGUGGAUGUCUAAUAACUGUAAAGCUAGCUGUGAUAAAUGUUGA
Molecule: messenger RNA, 2076 nt
Organism: Caenorhabditis sp. 36 PRJEB53466
Lineage: Eukaryota; Metazoa; Nematoda; Chromadorea; Rhabditida; Rhabditidae
Source: the annotation of a GenBank genome assembly